Messenger RNA from Xenopus tropicalis (tropical clawed frog), 1822 nucleotides. It is a transcript of the gene surf6, whose product is annotated as surfeit 6. The coding region runs from base 514 to 1560 and encodes 348 amino acids. The transcript has 5 exons. NCBI's taxonomy places the organism in Eukaryota, Metazoa, Chordata, Amphibia, Anura, Pipidae. The record is from RefSeq and is a predicted model, not a curated record. Gene Ontology annotation, cellular component: nucleus.
CAACUCCCCAAUAUCCAUUCAUCCCUCAUUCUCACUGGGUUUAUAGUUAUGUGUAACUGUCACUGUGUCUGUCCCUUUCCCUUCUCUGCACUGCUGGUUCUGACUCCUGAUACAACUCCCCAAUAUCCAUUCAUCCCUCAUUCUCACUGGGUUUAUAGUUAUGUGUAACUGUCACUGUGUCUGUCCCUUUCUGUUUGUAUCUGACUCCUGAAAGAAUGUAGCAGAAGCAAUCUGAUAAGCAGACCUGGAGGAGAACUGACCACUGCUGCAUUAUUUCAUAUAUGUUAUGUUACAACUUUUAUAUAUUGUAUAUCCAGGGAUCUGUAGUCAUCACUUAACAGUGGAACAUGGGUGGGUAAUUUCCUUUGAAUCUAUAGAAUCCGGUAUCUCUGCAAAAACAAAAAAAUACAUUUAUAUUUUUGGAAGAUACAUCUUUUCAACGUAACCACAACUGAAUGAGCUGAUAAAUUCUACCUUUAAAUUCUUCUUUCUUUGUCUCACUGGAAGUAGUAAAUGGUGAAUAAAAUGGCUUCUUUGGCUAGCAAGGAUUCUUAUCUGCAAAACCUUGCCAAGAAAGUCUGCGCUCAGCCAAGUCAAGAGCCACGGAAAAGAAAACAUGAAUUCAUAAAGAGAAACGGAUCAGAGGAGCCCAGCCAGCCAAAGAAGAAGAAGAAAAAGAAGCCCCGUAACAAUAAAUUGAAGGCUGAACCAGAAAACGGCACUAGAAACAUCCCACAAAUAAAGGCCAAACCUAAUAAACCAAACAAUGAUGGACAGCAGCCCCCCAGUACAGGCUUCGCGGCAAGUUCCUUCUCCACGGUGGAUAUAUUGAGGAAGCGACUACAGGAAAAGAUCCAGGAGUCUCGUGGUCAGGUGUCCAACAAAUCUCUUACCCCCGAAGAGGUUGAGAAGCGGAGGCAGCGCAGAAAGCAAGAACGAGAGCGAAAGAAGAGAAAGAGAAAAGAACUAAAGAAGAAAGCAGCACAAGAACCAGAAGAGGUUGAAGUUAAGGAUGCUGAGGAGGGUCAAGAAACCAACAAAAAAGAGAAGGACCAGGUGCCUAUAGUGUUUAACAACAUGGAGGUUAGCGAUGAACUGCCCAAUAAAGUAAUGCAAAAGAAAGCCAAGAAAGAAAGGGUAAAAGGAAACAUCACCCCGAUGACCGGGAAGAAUUACAAACAGUUGCUCGGCCGCCUAGAGGCCAGGAAGACCAAACUGGAAGAGUUGCGGGAAAAGGACGAAGGCAAGGCCAAGGAGUUUGAAUCGAAGAUUAAGUGGACCAACGUCCUGUACAAGGCCGAAGGCGUGAAAAUCAAAGACGACGAGGGGAUGCUGAAAGCUGCCCUGAAACGCAAAGAAAAGAUGAAAAAACAGAGGGAGAAACGGUGGGACAAACGCACGGAGCUGACGGCAGAACGAAUGCAGCAGAGGCAGGAUAAACGCCGGCGCAAUAUCACGAAAAAGAAACAGGCCAAGGUGAACAAAAAGAAAGACCGAGCGCGGAAGAAAGGUCGUAUCUUGCCCGAGGACUUGGCCAAAGCUAAUUUCAAAAAGACUUAAACCAUUUUUAUUCUAUUUCACCUUCUUUUCUGCCUUUUUGCAACAUCAAAUCUGAUUGCAAACCUGGAUUUUUUUUUUUAAUGGUUUAGUUUCCUAGUCCGUGCCUAGUUGCUAUGGUAAUGCAUUUACAAAGUUUGGGCGCCUUUUUUUUCUGCUUUAGAAAAGCUGAACAUGUAAUAACACAAUUGUUGUGUUUAUAUGCAUUUUUUAAACAAAAAUGAAAUGAGUACAACCAGGCAGAAUAAAAUCACAAAGCACCAUU